Carya illinoinensis is the source of this 2286-nucleotide messenger RNA. RefSeq lists its product as uncharacterized. The record is from RefSeq and is a predicted model, not a curated record. The transcript is spliced from 4 exons. Gene Ontology annotation, molecular function: nucleic acid binding; RNA-DNA hybrid ribonuclease activity. The coding region runs from base 1 to 2286 and encodes 761 amino acids. Lineage: Eukaryota; Viridiplantae; Streptophyta; Magnoliopsida; Fagales; Juglandaceae.
AUGGAGAAGGUAAUGGCACAAUUUAUGGCCAAGGUGGAUGCUAAAUUUCAAGAACAUAACAUUGCUCUAAAGAACAAUGAGAAUACUAUGCGGAGCAUUGAAAGGACACUUGGUCAAUUGGCAACAUUUAUGUCUAAAAGGCCUCAAGGAUCACUUCCAAGCACCACAGAAAACAACCUGAAAGAGCAAGUGAAGGCCAUUACUUUAAGAAAUGCUUUGGAACAAAUGCCUAGUUAUGUGAAGUUCAUGAAUGAAAUUCUAUCAAACAAGAGGAAAUUAGGAGAGUAUGAGACCGUGAUGUUGACUGAAGAGUGCACUUCCAUUUUGCAAAAUAAGUUGCCACCAAAGCUUAAAGAUCCAGGGAGUUUUAUUAUUCCUUGCACCAUUGGAAACUCUUAUUUCGUAAAAGUUUGUGUGAUUAGGGCUAAUGUCCAGACUUGUUUGAAUAUACAGCAUCUACUUGGCAUUUAUGAAAGGGCAUCUGGUCAGAAAGUCAAUACAGAGAAGACCUCAAUGAUUUUUAGCAAGAAUGUGAAUCAAGGUACCCAGCAGGAGAUCAUGGACUUAUGGGGAGCUCAACAUUUUCAACAAUAUGACAAAUAUCUUGGCUUACCACCUAUAGUUGGAAGAGGGAAGAAGCAAGCUUUCUCUAAUCUCAAACAUAAAAUUUGGCAGAAAUUGAAAGGAUGGAAAGAGAAGUUAUUAUCUCAAGGUGGUAAGGAAGUGCUGUUAAAGGCUGUUGUCAUGGCCAUUCCUACCUAUACCAUGAGUUGUUUCAAGUUGCCAGCUACUCUUUGUAGUGAGUUGGAACAAUUAAUGGCAAACUUUUGGUGGGGUCAGAAGCAGGAGGAACAGAAAAUCAGAUGGGUAGGAUGGAAGAAAAUGUGCAAGAGAAAGGUGUUAGGAGGGCUGGGUUUUAAAGAUCUGAAAAUUUUCAACCAAGCUCUUCUUGCAAAACAAGCAUGGAGGAUCAUGACAGAGGAGGAUACACUUCUGCAUAAGUUAUAUAAAGCUAGAUAUUUCCCCUCCUCACAUUUUAAUAAUUCAAGCUUGGGUUCUAACCCUUCAUACGCUUGGAGGGGUAUAUGGGAAUCAAAAGAUGAUAUGUUGAGGGGCUGCAGAUGGAGAGUUGGGGAUGGUAAGUCAAUAAAGGUUUGGAAAGAUUAUUGGAUACCUGGUUAUAGAAUGUUGCUUCAUUCGACACAAGCAAAUAUUGAUGAAACACUUAUGGUUGAAGACCUUAUUGAUGAAAACACAAGAGGGUGGGAUAUAGGAAAAGUUAGAAGGCUGUUACCACCUGCUGAAGCAGAAUCUGUGUUGAAAAUCUUGAUCAGUAAUGAUGUAAGGUCUGAUUGCAUUAUAUGGGACAAUGAGAAGAAUGGAGUGUUUAGUGUAAAGAGUGCAUAUGACUUCUUUCAAGACAUAAACAGACAAGAAGGGGAGUGUUCAAAUGCUAGUGAUUAUACUAGGUUCUGGACAAAGUUUUGGAAGCUGAAGCUGCCCAACAAAAUAAAGAUCUUUGCUUGGAGAACUUGCAAGAAUGGUCUCCCAACCCGUGCCAAUCUUAAGAAGAGGUUUGUUAUUAUUGAAGAUCAGUGUGUAUGGUGUAGUAAUGAGGAAGAUGUAGGGCAUGCAUUAUGUUAUUGUCCAAUGAUAAUUCAGUCAUGGCAUAAGCAUUUCCCAGGUUUAUUAAAUACUGAAGUGCAGAAGGAGAUCAUACAGCUUGCAAUGGAGGAGAAACCAGCAGAAUAUAAAGAGGUUAGAGAAGUGAGGCAUCCGAGAAAGGUUAAAUACUCUUGUUGGCAGCCUCCACCUUCAGCUGUUUUGAAGCUCAAUGUGGAUGGAGCUAUUUUUGAGGAUCAAGAUCGUGCUGGUGUGGGAAUGCUGUUGAGGAAUGAUAGAGGAGUGGUCCUGUUUUCAGCAAGCAAGAAGGAAAAUGGGGUGACAGAUCCUAUGGAGGUAGAGUUGCUAGCAAUAUUGAGAGGUUUACAACUAUGCAUUCCAAUGGGCAUUCCAGAUUUGCUUAUUGAAAGUGACUCUUCAAUGUUGGUAGAAGAGUUAAACAAUAGUUUGGAGUCAAGGUCAGCGUGGGGUAAUGUAGUUCAUGAAGUGAAAGAGUUGAUGAAGAGAAUACCAAGAUGUUCAAUUCAAUACAAGGGGCGCAUGGCAAAUGAGGCAGCUCACAACUUAGCUAGAUAUGCUAAGCAUCUAGAAGAUUUGAUAGUUUGGUGGGAUUCUUUUCCUGAAUGUAUCUCUCAAAUUAUUUGGUCUGAAGCUAUGAUGUAA